UUAUUUUUCGUUUUUAUAGAGGAAACUACAAGAGAAAGCAAGAAAAGAAAAAAUAAGACGUCACCGGAGAAGGAUGAAGGUGCCUUAAUAGCUUUAAAUGUCAGAGCCAACAAAUAUGACCAAUCCAUCUCGCACAACCUUAUGUCACGUUUUGUUUUUGUUUUUUUUGCAACAGCUCUUACGUACAAAGACCCGAUGACACGGGUAUUAAGCAACCUCCUAAGUACCCAAUUCCAGGGCGGCAGGAGAGAAAAGGGUCUUAUUCUUCCGCCAUAAUGGGAAACGAGAAGAACCUGCGGAUGAGGCUGCCAUCCUUUUUUUAAGAGGGUUUCUGUGGCUAAAAGUUGCUUUUUAUCAUCCGAUAAGCGUAAAAUUGAAGGCUUAUAGUUUUUUCCUUUUUUAUUGUAGAACCUCCACCAGAUCAACAGGAAAGAAAAAAGGCUAAAAAGCAGAAGACCAAAGGUACCCUCUCAAAGCAAGUAGUGGGUAACAAAUAGAUUUAGCCAUGGCUAAAAGCGAAGCUCUUGUGGAAUCUUUUAAGAAAUUUAGUGGCCUAAGAUUUUUUGCUAAUAAUCACGUUGAGUGUCAUUUAUGACAAAUGAAUCAAGUUGAUCCUUAGAAACUCGUUUUGAAAACAAAGGGUAUGGAAAGGGAGAUGUUGAUAUUGAUGCUGUUCAAAACUGAACAAUUGACGAAACCUUACUAGUGUUAGGGAUAGGAUACAUUCUAAUUUGGGCCGGGGCUUCGGGUAUGCCGGGUCUGAUUUGUUUACUAUAUUAAUAAAGCUUGUCAAUUAACUAAGCCAGGGAUAAGGUCUUUCAUGAAUGGUUGCCCUGAUAGAGGAAAGAGAAAAUACGUAGUUUAUUCGUAGUGUCUAAAGGAAAACCUUAACUUACUGGUUUUGUUGAUGCAGAUUUUUUGUUUGUUCCUUUUUAAAGAAAUAGAAGAUGGCGCGGUUGUUGAGUAUGAUUUGGAAGGGUUGUCAACGGAGCUUGGGAAAUCGUGGAAAGCGCUUGCUAAGCGCUUGAAAUUCGGCCAAGGAACAAUACAAGGAUUUGACCAUGAUAACGAAGACCUCCGUGACAAAUCUUACAGCAUGUUGGUUGCGUGGCAAAAUAGAGACGGGUCGUCAGCAACUUACGAAGUCUUGUACAAAGCUUUGUGUCAUGAAUAUGUUGGACGUAUGAAGUUAGCAGAAAAGUAUUGCAUUCGUAAAUCCACAGACAAAGAAGAGUGCACAUGUGAGGGUUGA
This is a messenger RNA of Porites evermanni, 1252 nucleotides long. The record is from the annotation of a GenBank genome assembly. NCBI's taxonomy places the organism in Eukaryota, Metazoa, Cnidaria, Anthozoa, Scleractinia, Poritidae.